Molecule: messenger RNA, 3148 nt
Organism: Stegodyphus dumicola
Lineage: Eukaryota; Metazoa; Arthropoda; Arachnida; Araneae; Eresidae
Product: DNA damage-regulated autophagy modulator protein 1-like
Source: RefSeq, a predicted model, not a curated record
UAACUUUGCUAAGCUUUAGAUAACCGAAAUAAGUGGAAAUCACUGCCGUACUGAAUUGAUAGUAAUCAUUAGAAUUAAACAAAUUUUACAGAUUGGAGGAAAUUAAACUUUUUUUAAUCCCCACCUUCAAAAUCAACAAUCAGUAUUAAUGGCCUCUUUCGAAUCCUGCUUUAAACAGACAGCCCUAAGCGAUGUUUGUGCCAAGGACAAAAAAAGCUUGCUCCCUCCCUCUUGAUUUUCACUUUCCAAGCACGUGUUUUCACAUUUUCCUCGAGUUCACCUUGGACCAUCUUUUGUCAGUUAAACUGUUUAUUAUCAAUACAAGUUUCUGAAAAAAAAAAAAAAAAAACACUUCUAGAUUGUAUCGUAUUUGGCGAUGCUAUUAGGUUAUAUUAAGACUAAGGAUGUUUAGAGGGAAAAGUAAAAUCAAUUGCUUGAGCCACAUUAUUUUUGAAAGGUACAUACAGUAAACAGAGGUCGCUCUCGAUAAAAACAAAAUGGAUGCAACCGUAUGUUGGAAAAAUUUGACAUGGCCACCAAUUCUACAUAUUGGUAUACUAAGUAUUGGAACUCUCAUUAGUUUCGUGGUAGCUUACAGCAAAGGGGAUGUGUCGGCUUAUCUCCCAUUUAUCAGUGAAACAGGAGCUGUUGUUCCAGAGAUGUGUAUCUUCAGCUUAUGUCUCAUACUAGGCAGCUUUGUGGGUGCCAUCGUCAUCUGUUACCGGCAUCUGAUUAUGACAUAUUUUCUCAAAGCUGCUGACGCAAAACUUCAGAAGUUAAACCAUUUUGGUUUUGCUAUCGGUUUAAUAUCUAUGGCUGGACUUGCUGGUGUCGCAGCCUUUCCGUUUCAAAAAUUUCAGAUGUCGACAGUUCUGUGGGCUCAUUUGUUAGCUGCAGGUAUCCAUUUCACUCUGGCAAUGCUCUAUGUGUUUCUGCAAACCUUCAUUAGCUAUCGCACACCUGGAAUACCAAUUCAUCUCUGCAGGUUAAGGCUUGCUCUUUCCAUUGUAUUGCUCAAUUUCCUAUUCCUACUAGUUAUCUUUUUCCCUUUGUCACAGUUUAGGUGGAAUAAAAUUAAUUCUCAUGUACCUGCUCUUAAAGUACCUGAAGACCAAGUAUUUGGGAUCAUGUUUUGCAGUUCUCUAUUUGAAUGGAUAUUGUACACUUCAUUUCUCGUUUAUAUGCUUACCUUCAGUAUUGAGUUUCGAAAUUUCCACCUCUUGAUUAGUGUCGUCCCAAGUGAACCCAAACCUGUCCCCGUAUCAUGAAACUUAAAGGAGUUUGUAUUUUCUAUUUAUUUCAUUAAAACACCAGAUCUGCAAUGUUCACUGAUGAAGGCCACGAGGACCAGUCAGAUAAUGACAUGUGCAAAAGACGAAAUUUCUGCAAUCAAAGUUUAUGCUAAGGAGCUAUUUUUACAUAUCACUUGUUUUCGUCUUUUGUAUAUUAUUUUGCUAUGCUUAUUUAUUAAUCUAUAUAUCAUAGAAAUCAUCUUCCAAUUAUUAAGGAAAAUAAAAGAGUGAACUAUUUCGAAAAAAAGUGCAAUAAGUAAAAUUUGGAGAAAGCUCUUACAUAACUACACUGUUGCAAUCUAUAACAAUAAAAUACGUAAUGAUUGGAUACUUUUGAUUUAUAUUUUUUACGUAUAUUGGAUCUAAGAAAUUUAAAUUUAUUCUUUAAUAAAUAAUACAUUUAAAAUGAAAUAGAUAAUUAAUUAAAAUUAGAUAAAAGUUUAAAUUUCUCCUUUAUCCGUUUGCCUUCUUUAUCUCCUGCAUCUUUUCUUUUACCAGGCGGUCGAAGAAAUAUCUAAAAUUAAAUAGAGGGUAUAACAAAAGAUGCUAGUAGAUAUAAUUUUCUUAUACUUACUCCCCUGUGUCUCUUAUAUUCUUUUAUCCUUUAUAUCCUAGAUAUCUCAGAACUUAAUUGUAAAUUUAAUCUAAUUAGAUCUGACAAUAAACUAGAUUAAUUGCGAUACUUUUUCAGUAACCUCAUCAAGUAACUUCAGUAACUUCCUAUGAAAAAAGUACUUAACAUCAUUAUUUAUUUAUUUGCGUACUGCAGCAGUUAUAUACAAGAUUAGAGAAAGGUAGCUACGGCUUUUUACCCGCCCGAAAAUAAUAACUCUAGACAUGAACUUCUAAUAUAAUUUUUUUUUCAAUAUAAAGUAAAGAAUUUUAUGAAAACAGUUUUACGCUUGCAGGCUUAUAUAAAUACAAAAUAAAAAUUUGUAUCCGUACAUAAAAAUUAAUAUUCGUUAUUCUUUGAUAAAGUAAAUACAUUUCAUUUCUUUACGUGAAAUUCGCUGGUAUACAAGCAAUUAAUGAUUUACAAAGACAGUUGCAAAUUUCAUAAUGAGUGUAGUUUUUUCUAAUGCGGAAACAAUUACUUACCAGAGCGUAAAAUUUUUGUUUUAUGGUCCUAUGGUUGCCAUACCUAGAGUGGUCUAAUUACGUUCAAUUUAGAUCAUCACUGGAAGCAUUUUUCAGUUAAUUUAUUAAUAAAGCAUAACUAAUAUUUUGAGGAUUAAAGUUUUCCGAUUCCGUAUGAAAGUUGAUACUAUAUUUAUUGUGUUGGAACUGUUUUCAUAAAAUUAUGUAUCUUUAUUUGAAUGUUUUUUAAUUGGAAAUAUAUAUCUAUAGCAGUAUUUAAUGAAUGAAAUUUUGCACCACUUCUUUUGAAACCCCAAAGAGAUAUUUUUAUAAACUUAAAAUCAUUAAGGAUAUACUUCUUGACAUUCCUUUCCUUUUGCCUAAUAUUUUGAUUGUUUGCUUUUCAUUUCUUGUAAUCAGUUUUUUAUUAUAUAAAUUUCUGCCUUCUUUUACAUAAUCAAACUAGCACUAUUCGUUCCACGAGCAUAAAAAAAUCUAACAAUUUAUAAUGAACGUGCUGAAAACAUGUAAUAAACUGUACAUUUUACUUGAUUGGGAUACUCUAUUUAAUGCUUUGCUUUUAACACAAAGUAUGUAAAUAUAAAAGAUGGAAUCUAGUUCAUUUUAUAAAUGUUUUGUAUCUAGUUUAUGCGUUUGAAUUUGAUAACAAUAUGUAUGUAUGUUUUUCUUUAUAUGAAAGAGUACCAUCAAGUUGUACUCAGUGUAUAUGUAAUGCGAAAUGUAUUUGUCGAAAAUAAAGCUAUUUUUUGCUUUCGUAA